This is a messenger RNA of Naegleria fowleri, 603 nucleotides long. RefSeq lists its product as uncharacterized. The coding region runs from base 1 to 603 and encodes 200 amino acids. The record is from RefSeq and is a predicted model, not a curated record. Gene Ontology annotation, cellular component: EMC complex. The transcript has 2 exons. Lineage: Eukaryota; Heterolobosea; Eutetramitea; Acrasida; Naegleriidae.
AUGUCGACACCAAACAAAACUUCAUUCGUCUCACCUACACCCUACUAUAAAGCUCUUUUUCAUACAUUCAAAUUUCCUUUCGCUACAACAAAUGGUGUAUUCAUUGGAAAAAAGGAUUCCGAUGAUCAUGUAAUUAUUACAGAUUGUGUUCCAUUGUGUCAUUCUGUUUCUUCUCUCUGUACACUUCCGUUGCUUGAAAUGGCUUUAAUUCAAAUUGAUGCAAUUAUCGGGGAGGAACAAUCAAUAGUUGGAUAUUAUUUUGCGCAAGAUGUUGUUCCCGAUUCCUCUUCUUCUGUAGACAUACCGUCAAUUCAUCUUUCCAUCUUUUCGAAAAUUUGUGAAAAUUUCCCAGGCGCUUUGCUUUGGAUGCUUGACAAUAGAAAACUUUCAGAACUCUCCAAUACAUUUGUAUUCAAGACAUUUUACCUGAAAUCACCAGGUAAGGUAGCAUUAGAAGCUCAAAAAGGUGACAACAAGGGUUUAUCACAAUCAGACUUGGAACAGCUGGCCACUCAUUUUGAGAACAGAACUUUUGAUGCCAUUGUUGAUUUUGAGAUGCAUGCCGAUAAUUUAUCCUUAGACUUUAUGAAUAAAACCUUGUAG